AUGAUGCUGUCGGUGAUUCCGCUAGCGGCAAUCGCUACUAUGGUAUACGCCAAAUUUGUAGAGCAGCUGUCGAAGGACUACCAGAAGGAGCUGGCCUCGUCCACUGAAGUAGCGAGCGAAGCUCUGAGUAACAUUCGCGUUGUGAAGACGUUCCCUCGAGGGGAGGCUAAGGCCGAGACUCGGUACUCCCAGCAUAUUGAUCGGAGCUAUGCUAUCGGGGUUAAGAAGUCGUUUGGUCUAGGAGGCUUCGGCUGGGUGGUGGGUAUUAUGAUAUAUGUGUCGAUGACAGGCGUGGUAUGGUAUGGUGCUGGCCUGGUCCUCAGUGGAGACAUGCUCCCUGGUACGCUCAUGGCGUUCCUAUUCUACAGCGUAGGCAGUAUCGGAGGGUCUGUGGCGGGCUUAUCGGAGGUAGUCUCCAAGCUAGCCGAGACGAUGGGUGCUACAGCCAAGGUCUUCGAGUAUAUUGACAGAGAACCACAACAGCAGGUCUCUGAGGAGGCUGACUACGAGCCGAUCAUAUGCUCUGGUCGCCUUUCCUUUACUGAGGUUCGUUUCCACUACCCGAGUAGAGCGGAUAUCGAAGUGCUCAAAGGUGUGACCUUCAGCGUGGAGCCAGGCCAGACAAUGGCUCUGGUUGGCCGCAGUGGAGUUGGCAAAUCGACUUGCAUUUCCCUUAUACUGCGUUUUUAUGACCCUACGGCUGGGAUGAUCGCGGUGGAUGGGAGGAGUUUGGCGACGCUUAAGGACGACUGUUUGAGGAGGAACAUCUCUCUCGUGGCGCAGGAACCCGUGCUUUUCUCAACGUCCAUCAUGGAUAACAUUAAAUACGGCACGGAUGGAGAUGUCACUCGCGAGGAGGUUGAAGCGGCCGCUAAGGCAGCGUAUUGUCAUGAGUUCAUCACGUCCUUUCCAGAAGGCUAUGACACCCUCGUUGGGGAGAGAGGAGUGCAGCUGAGUGGAGGGCAGAAGCAACGAGUAGCUAUAGCACGGUCCAUGAUAGCAUCCCCGAGGAUACUACUACUGGACGAGGCGACCAGCGCUCUUGAUGCUGAGAAUGAGAGGAAGGUUCAGGAGGCCUUGGAUGAGCUGAGCUCCUCACGAACAACCAUAGUGGUCGCGCAUCGGCUGUCGACAGUGCAGAACGCUGAUGUGGUCGUUUACAUGGAAGACGGUCGGGUAGCGGAGAUGGGCUCCCAUCAACAGUUAGUGUCGAGGAAGAACGGCAACUUGAUCAUGGCUCGACAUCGUUUCUGGAAUGAAUUCUGGCUCGAGAACGGUGGAGUUGUGUUGAAAAGUCUCGGGUUGGUACUUGAUGCCGUUAUGAAGUGA
Perkinsus marinus ATCC 50983 is the source of this 1329-nucleotide messenger RNA. RefSeq names its product ABC transporter, putative. The record is from RefSeq and is a predicted model, not a curated record. NCBI's taxonomy places the organism in Eukaryota, Perkinsozoa, Perkinsida, Perkinsidae. The transcript is spliced from 10 exons. Gene Ontology annotation, biological process: transmembrane transport. Gene Ontology annotation, molecular function: ATP binding; ABC-type transporter activity; ATP hydrolysis activity. Bases 1 to 1329 code for a protein of 442 amino acids. Gene Ontology annotation, cellular component: membrane.